Elaeis guineensis (African oil palm) is the source of this 2119-nucleotide messenger RNA. RefSeq lists its product as uncharacterized. The record is from RefSeq and is a predicted model, not a curated record. Gene Ontology annotation, molecular function: protein binding. NCBI's taxonomy places the organism in Eukaryota, Viridiplantae, Streptophyta, Magnoliopsida, Arecales, Arecaceae.
AUCUCACUCUCGCUCCCAUCUCUCUCUCUCUCUCUGGUCUCUCACCUGUUCCAAGCCUCCGCACCCACAAACAAACCCGCCCUCUCGUAUUUUAUCAUUACAGCUUGUCCAACAGUAGCCUGACCAGGGCAAUCAGCAUAUCUGUUUGAGUUGUGUGUCUGAAGUUAAAAGUUCAUCUUCUGUUAAGCCAUCUUUUGAAAAUGGCUAUGUAUGUUCGUGUAAAGCGCAACAAGACAACCUACUUUGUGCAGUGUGAUCCAACAGAGACAACUCUAGACAUUAAGCAGAAAUUGCAAAAUUUGAUCGAUCAACCAAGCAAUAAUCAGCGUUUAACCUUGGUAGCAACUAAUGAUGUAUUAGAUGAUUCAAAGACAUUAGCUGAACAGAAGGUUGAGAAUGAUGCUAUUGUGGCAUUGACUCUCAGAAAAGACGACAAUGAGUUUGAGGAAGUGUACAUUGCACAACCUGAAACCUUGAAGUCAUUCUCUUGAUGCAGUGAGUGACAGACUACUAUUUGCUUAAAACUUCUCAUAUCUGUGAUCUCUUAAUGUGUGUUGUAUAUUCAAUGCACCCAAGAUGGUGAUUCCAUUUCACCUGUAUGUAGUUUUGAUUUUGCUCUUCUGUGGAGCUGUUAUGAUGUACUUCCAAUCGUGAUAGUGUUUGCUACAAAGUGAAGCUUGACAAAUUUUACCUCAGAAUCCAUGUUCUUCAAUGUUUUUCUGCAGAAAUAUAUCAAUUUGUUAUUAGGUAAUCAUAUUGCCACUUCUCUUUUGUGUCAUCCACCCAUUUGACUAAGCAGUAUGGAUUAUGUAAGAAUAACCAAUGUUCCCAUUAUUCAAUCAGUCAUGGAGAUUUUGGUAGGAUGCAUGAUGGGACAAUGAUGGAAGGGGCUGUGAUGGUUCUGCUACAAGUGCCAAAUUCAUACCUUGUACCUUUUGAUUUGUUUUAGUAUGUGAACAAGCCAUGAAUAUUGUUGAUGAUCUAAUACUUCGUGAUCUUCACAAAUAUCUUGAAAUGUUUAAUUGUCAUGAACUAAUGACAACGAUCAUUUGUCAAAGUGAUUCACUCAAGGAGCUCGCAUCCUUUGCUGUUAGUGGUACUGGUGAUGGUUGUUCCUGGUAUUCUAGAACUGUGGCAAUUGGAAAUUCUCAGAUUAAGAUGCUUUGGCUAUACAAUAUCCAUAAAUAGCAUGGGCUAAAGCCCCAAAACCUGCAUAGAUGGGGAGAAAAAAAAAAAUCCUCAAGCCUUAGUUUCAAGUUUAAAUACCUUGGCCAGGAAUCAGAUACUUAAAAUACUCCAUUUCUUAUGGGCUACAAACUUGUCAAUUGCUGACAGAGUACCUUAUUUUUACUUGCCUGCUCAGUUUUUCUUUUCUGAUUUAAGUUGCAAACCAAUUGUUUUUCUCUUACAGAAUUCUGUUGAAAACUUGAAAUUCCAUGCUGCCAACGUGUAUUUGGAUGCAAGGUUAUCGAUAAAUGCUAAAGCUUGGGUUUGGUGGAGUUUGGUGCCUCAGCACAAUAAAGCCUGGAGGUAAAUUACAUUUAUCUAUCAGAGAUAUUAUAGCUGAAUGGUCAUCUGGGAUGCAAAUCCUGUACAAGUAUACAUUUAAAUGGGCAGGAAGCCAAAGUGGACCUUUCCUCAACUUGCAAUAUAUCAGUAGCCAAUCAGCUGGAGAAUUUGCUUCUCCGUAUGUAUGCUAAUCCUGCUUCUACUUGGGCGAGAUACUCUUUAGUUUGCCCAGAACAUGGUCAACAUUUUGCUGCGGGGCUUCAACAUUGUUUGAUGACUUCACGAACUUGAGAAUCAGAUUCAUAUGUGCAUUAACAAAAUCAAUUCCUUGUAGAGAAGCCAAUGCUUCAGAUUCUAAAGGAUCAUGAGCUAUAUCCUGAUAAACAAAUAUAUAUACGAGCCGAUACAGAAGAAGCAUGAACACUAGGAGGAAGAGAGCCCAACAAUGCUGGCCGCUGGUCGACUUGCCGAGCAAUCACUAGUUCAACACCGUUGCAAGGAAUUCUUCAUGCUCAAUGCCACGAGAUCUUUCUGAAGGGAACUUCGUGAUUUUGUAUGAUAUGAUUUGGAGCAUGAUUAAUAGAUUGUUGAACAAUAACACAUGCUGAUA